Priapulus caudatus is the source of this 1375-nucleotide messenger RNA. Its product is annotated as glucose-6-phosphate isomerase 2-like. Gene Ontology annotation, cellular component: cytosol. Lineage: Eukaryota; Metazoa; Priapulida; Priapulimorpha; Priapulimorphida; Priapulidae. The record is from RefSeq and is a predicted model, not a curated record. Gene Ontology annotation, molecular function: monosaccharide binding; glucose-6-phosphate isomerase activity; carbohydrate derivative binding. Gene Ontology annotation, biological process: glycolytic process; gluconeogenesis; glucose 6-phosphate metabolic process.
AUGUUUACCGGCGAAAAAAUCAAUAAUACUGAAGAUCGAGCGGUACUGCAUACCGCGUUACGCAAUAUCACGAAUACCCCGAUUAAGGUCGAUGGUGUGGAUGUCAUGCCGCAGAUUAAUGCCACCAUUGAUAAAAUGGAGGUGUUUGCCGAUAAGGUGCGUCAUGAAAAAUGGACAGGUUAUACCGGUAAAGUGAUUACGGAUAUUGUCAAUGUCGGUAUUGGCGGCUCAGACUUGGGGCCGAAGAUGGUGUAUCAGUCACUCAAACCGUAUUGGCAUAAGCGCUUAAAGGUGCACUUUGUUUCUAAUGUUGAUGGUGCACAUACAGAUGCAACUCUAGAAAAACUCGAUCCAGAAACGGCGUUAUUCAUUAUCUCCUCCAAAACCUUCACUACACAGGAAACCCUGAGUAAUGCACAUGUUGCGCGUGACUGGUUCUUAGGCACAGCCAAGGAUGAGGCGCAUAUCUGUAAACAUUUUGUCGCGGUGUCUGCCAAUAGUGAUGCGGUUAAAAAAUUUGGUAUCGACCUUGAAAAUAUGUUUGAGUUUUGGGAUUGGGUUGGUGGGCGCUACUCACUCUGGUCAGCGAUUGGCUUGUCGGUGAAAAUGCUCGCUGGGGCACAUUCGAUGGAUCAGCAUUUUCGCGAAGCACCGCGAAAAAAUAUGCCCGUUCUACUGGGGAUGUUAGGAGUUUGGUAUAACAACUUUUUCAAUGCUGAGUCUCACGGAAUUUUUCCCUACGAUCAUUACCUUCGUAGUCUGCCGAUGUAUCUGGAGCAGGCGGAUAUGGAAAGCAAUGGCAAAUCGGUGGAUCGCGAUGGGCGGCGUGUGGAUUAUGCGACCGGGCCGAUUAUUUGGGGAAUGACGGGCAUUAAUGGUCAACACGCGUUUUAUCAGUCGAUCCAUCAGGGAACCAAAAUGGUGCCGUCAGAUUUUAUUGUUUCCAUGCUGACCCAUAGCGUACAUCAAGAGCAGCAUAAUAUUAUGUUUGCCAAUGCCUUAGCUCAGACUGAAGCGCUCAUGCGGGGGCGUAAUCUGGAUGAAACCUAUGCGGAUAUUGUGGCGGGGAAACGUUCGACUAAGGGCUUGGAAGACAGGAUUCAUCAUAUGGUGUUUGAGGGGAAUCAUCCAACUAAUACAUUGUUAAUACGCCAGUUAACACCUAGAACUUUAGGCAUGCUGAUCGCACUGUAUGAACACAAAAUUUUUGUGCAAGGUAUUGUCUGGAAUCUCAAUUCAUUUGAUCAAUGGGGAGUGGAGUUAGGCAAACAGCUGACAAAUAAUAUUUUGCAGGAUAUUAAUCAGCCGAAUCCCGUUACGUCUCAUGAUGGUUCAACCAACACACUGAUAAAUUAUUAUCGUGAUGUUAUUCAUG